AUGCACCCAAUCAUCACUCCAGAGACCUACAAUGCCGCUGAAGCUUGGUCCGACAAGAUACUGUCGGAUCAUGAUGUAGUCUACAAUCCAGCCAGGUUGGAUCAGGCCGUGAAAGCCAAGGCGCUUCAGAUUGAUUUUCCUUCCACUGCAUUGAUGGCCCUUGUUCGAAAUGUAUCUGUGAAUCACAUCAAGAGGACCGCCCCAGGAAUCAAACGACAAGUAUCUUUCUUUGUGAAGCAAUGGUACCAACAACAAGGCUCGAUCCUGCAGUUGGCCAGGGACCUGAAUUACAGUCCCUAUUUGCUGGCCCGGGGCAUGGCAGAAGAAAUUUGUGCAUUCAAGGGAAACAACAACACAAAAAAGAAAUUGAUUGCGGAAGCAAUGAGAGACCCAGAAAAUCAAUUAGAAUUGAAUGUGGAGAGCAUUGGGGCACACUUUCUGGUGGCCACAGAAGUAACAUUGGGCUGUAAUAAGACUGACGAAAAGAGUAAUGACCAGGAAAAACAAAAAGCAAGACAGGUGACAAUGAGGUUGGCCAGGGAUGUUCGAGAGGCCAUUGAUUUUGAUCCAUUUUACGGACCUAUGCAUGACAAAGAAAGAUAUCUUGUGGGUAUUGAAUAUGAAGUAGUCCUCGAGCAACAGUUGAAGGUCCUCGGUAUCCCCUUUGAAACGGAAGAAGCAUUGCGUGGCCUUGGGACUUCUCGAACUCCAGAUAUUCUGCUACAAUGUCCCAUGUCUGUUCAGGUGCGGAAAGUUGAUGGAACAGGCUUGGAGUGGAAGAUGAUUUCUUGGAUUGACUCAAAGGCCAUGUUUGGUGAUGUCAAAACGCACCAGUCGUCGGUUCUCCCCCAAACCGAAGCAUAUGUCCAUCGACACGGACCUGGGAUGGUCCUCUAUUGGUUUGGCCAUGCACCCUUGGUAAUGCUCGACAACUCGCAGGGAGAUAUUGUCAUUGUAGGCUGGGAUUUGCCAGAACGUUGGAUGUGGCCAACAGGGGAGCUGUUGAAAAACAACAAUUGA
Seminavis robusta is the source of this 1020-nucleotide messenger RNA. NCBI's taxonomy places the organism in Eukaryota, Bacillariophyta, Bacillariophyceae, Naviculales, Naviculaceae. The record is from the annotation of a GenBank genome assembly.